This is a messenger RNA of Menidia menidia (Atlantic silverside), 1848 nucleotides long. NCBI's taxonomy places the organism in Eukaryota, Metazoa, Chordata, Actinopteri, Atheriniformes, Atherinopsidae. The record is from the annotation of a GenBank genome assembly.
UCCGACAGGCAUGACGGUGAAGAGAAACUAGGUCACCGAUUGAAAAUCGUUUAUGUCACAGUUCUGUGUGUUGCUAUUACAUGUAACCACCGACUUUCAAUGGAUAGUCGGCUGUCGUUGGAUGUCUUAGGCAGACGGUUUCCUAACCAGUUGAGGGCUCGAGUGUGGAUGGAAGGAGAUGAUUUUAACACGGACACUGUGAUGAACAUCUGUGAUGACCUAAUGGCAGACCAACGGAUGGACAUCUCGUCUACUAUGACUGACUUCAUGUCCCCCGGCUCCACUGACCUCAUCUCCAGCUCCAUCAGCACACCCGGCAUGGACUACACCCGGAAGAGGAAGGGGAGCACCACCGACUACCAAAUUGAUGGCUUCUCAUUUGAUGACAUGGACCCGGAUAAGGAAAAGUCGGGAAGCGACCAACAGGGCAGGCUUAAAAAUGCCAGGGAGGCCCACAGCCAGAUCGAGAAGCGCCGCAGAGACAAGAUGAACAGCUUCAUCGACGAGCUGGCCUCGCUGGUCCCCACCUGCAACGCCAUGUCCCGCAAGCUGGACAAGCUCACCGUCCUGCGCAUGGCCGUCCAGCACAUGAAGACGCUCAGAGGUGCAGCCAACCCGUACACAGAAGCCAACUACAAGCCUUCCUUCCUCUCAGAUGAUGAACUGAAGCAUUUGAUACUAAGGGCUGCUGAUGGUUUCCUUUUCGUAGUUGGCUGCGAUCGUGGCAAAAUCCUAUUCGUUUCUGAAUCCGUCUACAAGAUUCUCAACUACACCCAGAACGACCUCAUAGGUCAGAGCCUGUUCGACUACCUUCACCCCAAGGAUAUCGCCAAAGUCAAAGAGCAGCUGUCGUCCUCGGACACGGCCCCCCGGGAGCGCCUCAUUGACGCGAAAACCGGUCUUCCCGUGAAGACGGACAUCACCCCCGGUCCCUCCCGGCUCUGCUCCGGGGCCAGGCGCUCCUUCUUCUGCCGGAUGAAGUGCAACAGGCCCUCUGUCAAAGUGGAGGACAAAGACUUCCCCUCUACCUGCUCCAAGAAAAAAGCCGACCGCAAGAGCUUCUGCACCAUCCACAGCACCGGCUACCUGAAGAGCUGGCCGCCCACCAAGAUGGGCCUGGACGAGGACAACGAGCCCGACAACGAGGGCUGCAACCUGAGCUGCCUGGUGGCCAUCGGCCGCCUGCACCCCCACAUCCUCCCCCAGCCCAGCCCCGCCGACAUCCGGGUCAAGCCCACCGAGUACGUCUCCCGCCACGCCAUCGACGGCAAGUUCGUCUUCGUGGACCAGAGAGCCACGGCUAUCCUCGCCUACCUGCCCCAGGAGCUGCUGGGAACCUCCUUCUACGAGUAUUUCCACCAGGACGACAUCAGCCACCUGGCGGAGUGCCACCGACAGGUGCUGCAGAUGCGAGAGAAGAUCAACACCAACUGUUACAAGUUCAAGAUCAAAGACGGCUCCUUCAUCACGCUGAGGAGCCGGUGGUUCAGCUUCAUGAACCCCUGGACCAAGGAGGUGGAGUACAUCGUCUCCACCAACACCGUCGUCUCGUGUCCUGUCAUGGAGGGGUCAGACUACCCCCAGUCCGCCGCCUCCCCACAGAGCAUGGACAGCGUCCUGACCUCUGAAGGCGGCGGGAGGCGGGUGCUGCAGACCGUUCCCGGCAUUCCCGGGGGCACGCGGGCCGGAGCCGGGAAGAUCGGGCGCAUGAUAGCCGAGGAGGUGAUGGAGAUCCAGAGGAUCCGAGGCUCGUCCCCGUCCAGCUGUGGCUCCAGCCCGCUCAACAUCACCAGCACGCCCCCGCCCGACACCGGCUCCCCGGGGGGAAAGAAGGUAGCCACACAGUGA